AUGUUUGACUUGUCUCGUGGAGAUUUAUUAAAACCUUCAAAUUCAAGAGGAAAUCCGAUUUAUAGAUUACCAUUGAAUCAGACUGAUUUAGAAAACUACAAGAACACUAGAUAUUCAAAGAAUUCGCCAUACGCUUCUCGAAAUGAAACCCCAUUAUCUUCUGAUAAGCCUAAUGGAAAUUGCAAAAUGGACACCGAAGAAUCUAAAGAAAAUAAAUCCAAGGAAAACAUAUAUGUAAAUGCCAAAGGCAAUAAGAUAUUUUAUGAAAAGAAACGGGAUACUCUAUUGCAUCGACAACCAUUAGAGUCAAGUGUUGCAACAGCUAGAUCCAGUAUAACUUCCGAAUUUUACCAUACAAAAUUAAAACCAAAUAUUGAAAAGCAAGAUCUGUGUACAACCUUGCUUUCGGAUUUAUUGAAUCCUGAGUCUAUAAGUAGAAGUGUACUAAUAUUGAACCAACCAUUGGCGGAUGAAAACUCGAAAUUAGACUUAUCAACUUUGCCGAAAAGACAAAAUACUCUGGCAGCUCCAUUUUGUAACGAAGCUAACUCUUAUGAGGAAGUUGAUGACGAUUCUAUGUUGUUAAAUUUAUUGACGGAAGAAAUAAAGUCAAUUGAUAAGGAUUAUAAAGAGGCCUCAGCUUCACGAGUGCCGGUUUUAAGAAAGUUCUUAAAUGGUUUGAAGUAUUACUUUCCGAAGUAUGAGGCAAGACAAAGGCGCCGGAUUAAUAGUUAA
This is a messenger RNA of Debaryomyces fabryi, 735 nucleotides long. RefSeq lists its product as uncharacterized. The coding region runs from base 1 to 735 and encodes 244 amino acids. The record is from RefSeq and is a predicted model, not a curated record. Lineage: Eukaryota; Fungi; Ascomycota; Pichiomycetes; Serinales; Debaryomycetaceae. The transcript has a single exon.